GACACGGAAGAACGGACUGACAGACAGACAUAUAGACCAGACAUUCAGAUAAAACAUGCAGACAGACAAAGUAGACAGACUAACAUGAACAGAAUACAGACUGACAGUUGUAUUAACGAACACAAGACAGAUGACAGUAAGGUAGACGGGCAUACUGUUGAAAUGACUUGCAAUUGGACAGACUAAAAGACCGAUAGACGGACAGACACACAUUUAUUGUGCAUUACAUAAUAGCUUAUUACAUAAGCCCUAUUUUUCUAUUUACUUACUUAUUCGAUUAUCAUUUGCAUAAACUCCUCCCAAGCUGUCACGUCAAAAAACUGGUAUAAACAGCGGUCCAAUCAGGAAAGCUUAUUGAUUGUAUAUUUUCCUAUAUUAACUUAUGUUUUAUUUAUUUCUGCAUUCUAGAUCUGCAAAAAGUGUUGAGCAUUCUUUCAGGAAUGGGCAUCUGUAUUGCAUUCAAAGUACUCGCUGCGCUAGUUUUUGUUGCUGGUGUGGAACCAGAUUGUCGAUAUGUAGACUGGAGCGUUUCCUUUAAGAGGCUUGGACUGUCAGAGUGUGAUCGAUUAGGAGACAUGAUUGACAGUUUAUGUAGAAGUCCAGUAGGCCGAUACGCUGAUCUUAUUGACCGACUGGAACGUGUUAGAUGCUGCAGUAUACCAUUUCCAUGGCAAGAGGGCUAUGACUAUGUUCACGAAAAUUGGUGGUAUUCUAUGGAAACAGAUUCUACCUGGUCAUUGUGUAGACCUGGGUAUUUCCUCACUGGUCUGUAUAGGUCAGUAUUUAAGUUAUACCUCAGCGACCUCGAGGAAGGACGCUGCACAAGACCACGUAACCAUCCUUCUAAGUAUGGACACUGCGAGGAUGUUGACAUCUCGGAUUGUUUUGAGCAGGCUAAGUGUUGCUCUUGCCCAGAGGGAAGCUUCAUUGUUGGUCUGUAUCGUGGUAAUUGUAACGACCUAGGAUGCUUGGACAAGCUACGCUGCUGCACGCUGGCUGAGUCACCGCAUUAAACAAAAAGAUCAAUGAUCGAAAGCAGAGGCACUAUGUUUUUGGAUUCAAUAAAUGAAAAUGUAUACAUACAUACAUGACAAUUCGACUGACCAUUAAUAAAUUGUUAAUACUUCAUUGCUUUAAAA
Molecule: messenger RNA, 1139 nt
Organism: Physella acuta
Lineage: Eukaryota; Metazoa; Mollusca; Gastropoda; Physidae
Source: RefSeq, a predicted model, not a curated record